AUGGCGGAGAGCGUGAUCCCGGGACUGGACGGCGAUCUACCGCCGAACAGGGGCCACCUGCCGGACUCACUACAGGUGAAGGCGAGUAACGGAGUGACCGUGGGCUAUAGUAGCCAGCAGGCGCGCCAGGGAAAGCUUGCAGACCCGUCAUACAAGUUAGGAACACGAGCUUUACGUAAGGUUAUAUCACCACAGCAGACGAAUUUCGGAGCUCCUGGGCAGCCGAUGCCUUCUGGGGAGGGGAGACAGGAUGGGGGAGAGGCUGGUCCACCCUCAUCUGGCCCGGUGGGUGCAUGCAGUGGACAGGGAGUUUUCCAGAUAGUCGACAGUGCACAUGGGGCAGGGCAGUAUCCCCAGAGCAGCAACUAUGACUAUCAGUAUGCACAACAGCAACAGCAAUCGCAGAAUCAACAGCAGCAAGUGUCAAACGAGUCGUCGAGUGCUCCUCCCUCUUCACUCCCUCCCAAUCCCUCCUCCACAUCCUCACAAGCCGCACAACACAUGCACACCUCCUCUGCAUCCGCUAACAACAGUACAGAGUUCAAAUCUUCUUCCUCGUCGGGCCAACCUAAGAGAUUACAUGUCAGCAACGUUCCGUUCCGGUUCCGGGAACCAGACUUGCGCCAGCUGUUUUUUGGUUACGGUGAGAUAAUGGAUGCCGAGAUUAUAUUCAAUGACAGGGGUUCGAAAGGUUUUGGAUUUGUCACGUUUGCCAACGGAGAUUGUGCACUAAAAGCCAGGGACGAGCUCAACGGACGAGUGAUAGAUGGGAGGAAAAUUGAAAUUAAUGAGGCCACGCCAAAGACAUCAUCGAGAAGUGGAGGGGGAGGUGGGGGGAGGGGGAGGCGGAGGAGGGGGGAAUUGGAGAGGCGGCGGAGGAGGUGGAGGGGGGUGGGGGUCGUUCUUACUCCAGGGGAGGGGGUGGGUAUGGAGGCUACCAGUCUUAUGGUUACAGUGGGUACCAGGGAGGAAGAGGAGGAGGGUAUGGAGGAAGAGGUGGCUACCAACCUCAACCUUACAGUUACAAUCAGGGAAACUAUCAGACUUAUGGCUACGACUAUCACCAACCUCCUCUGCCCCCUCCCCAACAACAGGGUCAGUGGAACCAAGGUGGAGGGUAUGGCUACCAAGGGGGAAACUAUGGACCGGGAAACCAACAGCACCACACGCCUCCCCCUCCUCCCCAUCAACAUUAUAGAGGUCAAUCCCACGACUAUCGCUCAGGAAACCGCCGCCGCCAUGAAGUCGAUACUAUUUCUCGUCGCCACCAUCGCUCUGGUGUGUGCAGAGGGUCAGGAUGUGAGCGUGAUUCUGGCGGAUGGGCCUUCCCAGACAAAAGGGCGUGUCGAGAUCACGGUGGGCGACAGCGCACCUCGGCAAGUCUGCUCCACCGACUUCGAGUCUGACGACACGGACGCCCUCUGCGAGGCCGCGGGCUUCUCCGACUCCGAGGCCUCCACCACGGCCUACGGAACCAAGGGAGGACUGGAGUUCGUAAAGGUGGGGUGCUCGGACGGGACCUGCACGUACACGGACGAGCCCCGCGGCUACACCUGCACCGGGGCAGCGCUGGGACUGGAUUGCUCGCCGAAGCUGGGCGUUACUGGCUCAAUUGGGCUGGAGGCCGGUGUCAUUGCGGGGAUCCUAGUCACCUUGGUGGCUGUAAUCGCCAUUGUGCUCGGGCUCUCCGUGUGUCUCUACAGGAACGACCUCAUCCCGUGUCUGCAGAACACCGCAACCUCUUCCUAG
Geodia barretti is the source of this 1749-nucleotide messenger RNA. The record is from the annotation of a GenBank genome assembly. NCBI's taxonomy places the organism in Eukaryota, Metazoa, Porifera, Demospongiae, Tetractinellida, Geodiidae.